This is a messenger RNA of Argentina anserina (silverweed cinquefoil), 3992 nucleotides long. Its product is annotated as putative pentatricopeptide repeat-containing protein At3g13770, mitochondrial. The record is from RefSeq and is a predicted model, not a curated record. Lineage: Eukaryota; Viridiplantae; Streptophyta; Magnoliopsida; Rosales; Rosaceae. Gene Ontology annotation, molecular function: protein binding; zinc ion binding; polygalacturonase activity. The transcript has 5 exons. Gene Ontology annotation, biological process: RNA modification; carbohydrate metabolic process. Gene Ontology annotation, cellular component: intracellular membrane-bounded organelle. The coding region runs from base 67 to 3375 and encodes 1102 amino acids.
UGUUUUUCUUCUGCAUUUCUUUUAUUUUCCAAUUUAGGGUUUCUACUUUAACAAGCCUGAAUCCAAAUGGCCACUCCCCUCCUCCUCCAAUCAGCUACACUCUUCUUCACACUCAUCUUCCUCCUCCCAUCCGCCUCCGCCACGUCGUCACCCUCCCCCUCCAUCCAGCUCCGAACCGCCGCUCUCUCCGUCACCGACUUCGGCGCCACCGGGGACGGCGUCACCUACGACACCGCCGCCAUCCAGUCCGCCAUCGACAGCUGCUCCACCGCGCCCUGCCGCGUCCGUUUCCCGUGCGGAGGGACCUAUCUGACGGCGACGAUCCGCCUCAAAUCCGGCGUCGUUUUGGACAUCGAGGAAGGCGCGACGCUGCUCGGCGGGACGAGGAUGGAGGACUACCCGGCGGAGCAGGAGCGGUGGUACGUGGUGGUGGCGGAGAACGCGAGGGAUGUGGGGAUCAGCGGCGGGGGAGUGGUGGAUGGUCAGGGGUUGGAGUUUGUGAAGAGAUUUGAUGAGAGGAAGAAUGUGAUGGUGAGCUGGAACUGGACCGGGGCUUGUGUGGGAGACGAGUGCCGACCCAGACUCGUCGGCUUCAUUGACUCCACUAAUGUCAAGCUUGACAACAUUCAGUUGCGUCAGCCGGCUUACUGGUGCUUGCACAUUGUACGUUGUGAACAUGUUACCAUUCAAGAUGUUUCAAUUUAUGGAGAUUUCAAUACACCAAAUAAUGAUGGAAUAGAUAUUGAUGAUUCAAAUAAUACAGUCAUUACUAGAUGCCAUAUCGAUACAGGAGAUGAUGCUAUCUGUCCAAAGACAUAUACUGGUCCUCUAUAUAAUUUAACUGUAACAAAUUGUUGGAUUCGGACAAAGUCUUCGGCUAUCAAAUUUGGUAGUGCCAGUUGGUUUGAUUUUAAAGGUCUGGUGUUCGACAAUAUCACUAUUUCAGAUUCUCAUAGAGGGCUGGGAUUCCAGAUACGUGAUGGAGGAAAUGUGAGUGAUGUUAUCUUUUCAAACAUUAAUAUCAGCACAAGAUACUAUGAUCAAUCCUGGUGGGGAAGAGCAGAGCCUAUUUAUGUGACUACUUGUCCACGAGACUCUCAUUCAAAGGAGGGUUCGAUCUCUAACAUACUCUUUGUGAACAUCACUGCAAAUUCAGAGAAUGGUGCAUUCUUAUCAGGCUCUAAGCACGGGCUUCUUAGUGAUUUGAAAUUCAUCAACGUGAAUCUGACUUACAGAAGAUGGACCAACAAUGUGGGUGGGUUGGUGGACUACAGACCAGGAUGCCAAGGGCUGGUAAAGCACAGUACAGCUGGUUUCAUCUUAGAACACAUCAAUGGCUUAGUGUUUGACAAUGUUAACAUGAGAUGGUCCGAUGAGCAAUUACAACAGUGGAAUAAUCCUAUGGAUUUCAGAUCUGCUACUGUAAAUAACAUUUCUCUGCUCAAUUUCCAUUCAAGCCUAUACACACAAAGACUACCGUUCUUAGUUUGCAACCGUAACAAUGUAAUCUAUACCCCAUUUUCCCGCCACCUAUCCCUUCCAUACUUCCCGCCAAACCCACCGGAUUUAACAUCUCUGUGCCUUAACGGUCAACUGAGAGAAGCCCUGGUCGAAAUGACCCUACAAGGCCUUGCCAUGAAGUUUCAAGGUUACUACACCCUCUUAAACGAGUGCAUAACCAGAAAGGCGUACAGAGAAGGUCAAAGAGUCCAUGCCCAUAUGAUCAAGACUAAUUAUCAUCCACCGAUGCACCUCCGAACCCGGCUCAUUGUUUUCUAUAACACCUGUGAUUGUUUGGGUGACGCACGCCGAGUGCUCGAUGAAAUGCCUCUGAGAAAUGUGGUGUCGUGGACGGCCAUGAUUUCGGCUUAUUCUAAGAGAGGGUAUGCCGCCGAAGCUACUGAUCUUUUUCUGCAGAUGCUAAGAUCAGAUGAGGAACCUAAUGAGUUCACGUUCGCGACAGUGCUUACAUCAUGUAUUGGUUCUUGGGGGUAUGACUUGGGCAGACGAAUCCAUUCUCUUAUAAUAAAAACAAAACAUGAAUCGCAUAUAUUUGUCGGCAGCUCCCUUCUUGACAUGUAUGCCAAAGCUGGUAGAAUGGUGGAAGCUAGACGAGUUUUUGACAGCUUGCCUGAAAGGGAUGUUGUUUCUUGUACGGCUAUAAUAUCUGGUUAUGCCCAGCAGGGUCUUGAUGAAGAGGCUUUGGAGCUGUUCCGGCAGUUGCAGAGGGAAGGAAUGACUGCCAAUUAUGUCACUUAUGCCAGUGUUUUCACAGCACUGUCAGGGCUUGCUGCUUUGGACCUUGGCAGGCAAGUUCACAACCAUGUGCUUCGCUGUGAAGUGCCUUCGUAUGUGGUUCUUCAGAACUCUCUGAUUGAUAUGUACUCAAAAUGUGGAAAGUUGAGUUACUCAAGACGAGUUUUUGAUACCAUGCCUGAGAGGACUGUUAUCUCAUGGAAUGCAAUGCUGGUAGGAUAUAGUAAACACGGAAUGGGAAAUGAGGUGGUUAAGCUUUUUGAGCUCAUGAAAGAAGAAGAUAAAAUCAGACCAGACAGUGUCACUUUUUUGGCAGUUCUAUCUGGUUGCAGUCAUGGUGGAAUGGAAGAUAGAGGGCUGGAAUUCUUUUAUAAUAUGAGGAAAGGGAAAAAUGGAAUUGAGCCAGAACCUGAGCACUAUGGAUGUGUUGUUGAUCUGCUUGGACGUUCUGGUCGAGUUGAAGAAGCAUAUGAGUUUGUUAAAAAUAUGCCUUCUGAACCAACUGCUGCAAUCUGGGGUUCCCUUUUAGGGGCCUGUAGAGUUCACUCGAAUGUUAGGAUUGGUGAAUUUGUGGGUUUUCGGCUUCUAGAAAUUGAGCCUGAAAAUGCUGGGAAUUAUGUUAUUCUUUCUAAUUUAUUUGCUUCUGCAGGGAGAUGGGAAGAUGUAAGAACUGUGAGGGAGUUAAUGACAGAUAAGGCUGUGAUAAAGGAGCCUGGAAGAAGUUGGAUUGAGCUUGACCAAGUCCUUCAUACUUUUCAUGCGAGUGAUCGCUCCCAUCCUAGAAGGGAAGAGGUAUCUGCAAAGGUGAGAGAGAUAUCAGCAAAGAUAAAGGAAGUUGGUUACUCUCCUGAGUUGGGUUGUGUUUUAUAUGAUGUGGAUGACGAGCAGAAGGAGAAGAUACUUUUAGGCCACAGCGAAAAGAUGGCUUUGGCUUUUGGGAUUAUUGCUACCCCUGAAGGUGCACCAGUCCGUGUGAUAAAAAACCUUCGCAUUUGUGUGGAUUGCCAUAACUUUGCUAAAUUAGUCUCAAAGAUAUAUGGUAGAGAAGUCUCUUUGAGAGAUAAAAGCCGGUUUCAUCACAUGGUUGGAGGGAUUUGUUCUUGCGGAGACUACUGGUGAGUUUUGAAGAUUCAUGCUGAGAUUGAAAGUCAGAAGCAAAUAUGACCAUACAGCAAUGAUGACAGUGAAAGCAUUGUGUCGGGACUUCUGAGGUGAACAAGAAAAGCAUUGGAGCGAGCUUGUUAUGCACCUUGACCAAUUGUGAUAUCAUCUGAAGUACAAGGUUUUUUUUCUAUGUUCUUCGAAUCCUUUCAAGAUUAUUCUUGAUGGUGUCAUUGGAGAAGAUUAUUUUUCUCAAGACUAAAGCAAAGGCAAACAACAUGCAGUUGCAUCUCACCACUUCAUGCCUAAACAUGGAUUUUGUCAAAAUUUGAAGAUGUCCUUUUAUUGGAUGCCGAUUCAGAAACUUCCCCUUGAUAUGAUAGAACAUGUAACGCCAGUGUCGAUGGAAAGUGCUGUGAAGUUUGAAGUAAAUGCCUCAAUUGCAUUGUGAAUAUGGACAUGCUGCAGCUUGCUUGGUGUUCCAUCUGGAGAAAUAACUGUUUCAACUACUUGAAUAGGUGGAGCAUGAUGCAACCUUACAGGAUAUUCACAGAAGUAAACUGAAAUAGCUCAAUCGAUACAGAGAAGUAGGUAGCUUCAUACUCUCCAAAUUUUGGUUCCAUACACCUAUAUAA